This is a messenger RNA of Tachysurus vachellii, 2387 nucleotides long. RefSeq names its product nuclear transcription factor Y, alpha, like (gene nfyal). Gene Ontology annotation, cellular component: CCAAT-binding factor complex. The transcript has 9 exons. Gene Ontology annotation, biological process: regulation of transcription by RNA polymerase II. The coding region runs from base 166 to 1236 and encodes 356 amino acids. The record is from RefSeq and is a predicted model, not a curated record. Gene Ontology annotation, molecular function: DNA-binding transcription factor activity, RNA polymerase II-specific; RNA polymerase II cis-regulatory region sequence-specific DNA binding. Lineage: Eukaryota; Metazoa; Chordata; Actinopteri; Siluriformes; Bagridae.
GGAUGUCCUUGAAUGCGGUGGAAAUCGUCAACGUUUCUUCGCAGCGUUGUUCAUUUGCGCCAUUUUGUCAGCAAGCUGUGGUGAUUGGGUUUUUCCGUCCUGAACUGGAGCCAAUCAGAAGGGAACCGGACAGCUGAGAAACGAUCGGUGAAACAAGUGAAGGAAAUGGAGCAGUACACCUCCACCAGCGGUGGGGAGCAGAUAGUCGUACAAACAGCAAAUGGACAGAUCCAGCAGCAAGCACAGGGCACAGUCACAGCUGUACAGCUGCAGACCGAAGCUCCUGUCGCUACAGCAGCCGGUCAGCAAGUGCAGACGCUCCAGGUAGUCCAAGGCCAACCGCUUAUGGUGCAGGUGAGUGGAGGUCAGCUGAUCACCUCCUCAGGGCAGCCUAUAAUGGUACAGGCCAUGUCUGGCGGGCAGGGCCAGACCAUUAUGCAGGUGCCUGUGUCUGGAGCUCAGGGCUUGCAGCAGAUCCAGUUGGUGCAGCCGGGGCAGAUCCAGCUGCAGGGUGGGCAGACGCUGCAGCUGCAGGGGCAGCAGGGUCAAGCCCAACAAAUAAUUAUUCAGCAGCCCCAGACUGCCAUUACUGCUGGACAGAACCAGGGCCAGCAGAUUACAGUCCAGGGCCAACAAGUUGCUCAGACUGCUGAAGGCCAGACCAUUGUAUACCAGCCUGUGAAUGCAGAUGGCACUGUGCUACAACAGGGAAUGAUCACAAUCCCUGCAGGCACACUGUCUGGCACACAGAUCGUUCAGGCAGCAGGGGGCGCCAACACUUCUACCGCCAACAGUGGCCAAGGCACAGUCACGGUCACGCUGCCAGUGUCUGGCAAUAUGGUCAGUGCAGGAGGGAUGGUCAUGAUGGUGCCUGGUGGAGGAAGCACGAUACCAACCAUCCAACGAAUUCCUCUUCCUGGUGCUGAGAUGCUGGAGGAGGAGCCACUCUAUGUCAAUGCCAAACAGUACCACCGCAUCUUGAAACGAAGACAAGCUCGUGCUAAACUGGAGGCUGAGGGCAAGAUUCCUAAAGAGAGGAGGAAAUACCUACAUGAGUCACGGCACAGGCACGCCAUGCAGCGAAAGCGUGGCGAUGGUGGCCGCUUCUUUUCACCAAAGGAAAAGGAAGAAAUGGCUCUAGCCAUGCAGGUGAGACCACAGGAACAGGCCGGAAUCAAACAGGAAGACUUCCACAGGGCCACAGAAAUCUCAAGCUCACACUGGCUGCCUGCUUAGCUCUUGCUUAGAUGCUGUUCUCUGCUCUAGUUGGCUGCUGAACGCUCAUCCUACCUUGCUUAUGCAAACAUUACCAGCGCUGAUUCCGCCUUCAUCCUACUUGCUUAGGCAAAGCGUGGCUUUUUGUGAGUGCUUUUCACAGGUGCAUUUGUGGUGCUGGGUUUUUAUUUCUAAAAUGGUGCUUCAUCAAGCAAUUGGACAAUCCGACUGCAAGCCAAAGUUGCUAAGCUAAGGUCAGGAGAGCUUUUUGUACAUUCUGAUAAAACAAUUCUAGUCAGCUCUUUAACAGCCAAGGGCACACAGUCCACUUUAUCACAACACAUCAUUCUUUAUGUCUGUGCUUUUUAAUAUAGUGUACAAUUACAGAGACAUGAUUCUGUUCAAACGUAUGUGUAGGGGGAAAACUUUUCAUAUAAAAAAAAUGUUAUGUUCUAUAGAAUGUAAAAUAAAUUUUGCAUAAAGAAUGCUUACAGAGCUGGUUUGUAUCGAAGCAACUGGGUUUGUUACCUUUUUAUAAUAAAAACGGUUACGUUUAAAAGCACAAUAAGAGAUUUCGGUUGCACAGUAUUUACCAUACAGAAUCUGUAAAAGACUUUCUGCCUGUCUGAUUUAUCCAUCACAUACUGCAGUAUUCUGUUAAUUUUCUUUUUCAUUCCCUGUUUCUUUUUUUAAUUGUUUUUCACCCUCCUUAUUUGUUGCCAUGUGUUGUGAUUUUAUCUUUUUUUUUAUUUUUUUUUUUUUUAAUAAAUUACUCAGAACAGUAAAUUGUUCAACAGUUGCACCCAAUACUUUAUCAGCUCCAUAUAAAACAUUACUUUUUCCUUUUGCAUUGUUACAUUAUUUGUUUUCCUAUUAUAUCAUUCUUUCAUGUUCUGGUUAAAGAUGACCAUAUAAACAUGAUAAAGAUUGAUUUUAUCAACUACUGGCUAUAAAAAUGUUCAUUCUUGGAUCAAAAUCUCAAAUAAUAUAAAGAUGUACUUUUCUCUCUGUGAACAUGAGUAAAUAUAGACUAAAACAUUUAGUUUAUUAUUAUGCUGUGUAAUUGUUUAGUCUGUGUGCUUACCUCACUUCCUGCACACCCGUGUGUUCAUAUAAACUGGUUCAAGUUAAAUAGUAAAGAAACUAAUGCUGACUCGAGUGUGUUUGUGUGA